GAUUUAUUUGGCUAUUUUGAUGCAAUAUUUCGUCAACGAACCCGGAAGCGAACGUCAUACGCAAGCGCAAACGCGCAUGUUGUUAUUUCCCUAAAGAUGGUGUACGUGUCGAACGGUCAAGUUUUGGACAGUAGGAGCCAAUCACCAUGGCGACUGUCUUUACUCAUAGACCUGUUCUGGGGAGUUGUGGCGUUUUUUAGCCUAUUCUUUAAAACAAUAAUUGACCCCGACCUGUCAAAAGAUGGACAAAGUGGUUCGUCGCGGUUUUCUGAUGGUAGAGGUCCUCCAGGUCCUCCUGGUGGUAGAAGGCGGAUGGGGAGAAUAAACUUUGGUGGCGGGCCUAGUCCUCCUCCAAUGGGGGGAGGAGGAUGAGGAAGGUGA
Corythoichthys intestinalis (scribbled pipefish) is the source of this 381-nucleotide messenger RNA. It is a transcript of the gene selenok, whose product is annotated as selenoprotein K. Gene Ontology annotation, cellular component: Golgi apparatus; endoplasmic reticulum membrane. The transcript has 4 exons. NCBI's taxonomy places the organism in Eukaryota, Metazoa, Chordata, Actinopteri, Syngnathiformes, Syngnathidae. Gene Ontology annotation, biological process: endoplasmic reticulum calcium ion homeostasis; calcium ion transport. The record is from RefSeq and is a predicted model, not a curated record.